CCGCGCUUUAACUUCACUGAUGCUUUAAGGAGCACCUGUCGUCCCAACAUCCUUUGCGUGUCCAAUAUGGAAGAACUGGUGGUGGAGGUCCGUGGCUCCAACGGGGCUUAUUACAAGGGCUUUGUCAAAGAUAUCCACGAUGACUCUCUCACCAUUGCCUUUGAGAACAAUUGGCAGCCAGAACGCCAGGUGCCCUUCAAUGAUGUCAGGAUGCUACCACCCGCGGACGGCAAGAAGGACAUUGGAGAGGGCGAGGAGGUGGAGAUCUUGUCCAGAGCCAAUGAUCAGGAGCCUUGUGGUUGGUGGCUGGCUAAAGUCCGCAUGAUGAAGGGGGAUUUCUAUGUGAUAGAGUAUGCAGCCUGCGACGCUACUUACAAUGAGAUAGUGACCUUUGAGCGUCUGCGUCCAGUAAACCCUAACAAGGCCAUCACGAAGAACUCCUUCCAUAAGUGCACUGUCCCUGUUCCUCAGGAUCUUCAAGAAGCGUGCCAGAAUGAGAACGCGCACAAGGAGUUUAAGAAAGCUGUUGGAGCCUUUCGCAUUUCAUACUGCCCUGAGACAAGCCAACUAGUGAUCGUGUCCAUGAAUGAGACGACAGUGAAGCGCGUGUCUUUGCUGAGUGACAUGCACUUGCGCAGCAUUAGGACCAAACUGCUGCUAAUGUCACGCAACCACGAGGCCACAAAGCACCUGGAGAGCUCCAGGCAGCUGGUGUCAUCUUUCCAGGAGGAAUUUAUGGUGAGACUGGACCUGAUGGGCCUGGCUAUCGGCAGUCAUGGCAGCAACAUCCAGCAAGCACGGAAAGUUGCAGGCGUCACUGCCAUUGAGCUGGAUGAGGAGACUGGCACCUUCAGGAUUUAUGGAGAGUCAGCAGAGGCAGUGAAGAAGGCCAGGGGCUACCUAGAGUUUCUGGAGGACUCUGUCCAGGUUCCCAGGAAUCUUGUUGGCAAAGUGAUUGGUAAGAACGGUAAGGUCAUCCAAGAGAUUGUGGACAAGUCUGGUGUGGUGAGGGUCAGGAUAGAGGGAGACAAUGACAACAAGCAGCCUCGACAGGAAUUGACACAGGGAAUGGUCCCAUUCACCUUUGUUGGUACUAAAGAGAGUAUUGGAAAUGUCCAGGUCUUGCUGGAGUACCACAUCUCUUACCUCAAUGAGGUUGAGCAGCUUCGUCUGGAGAGGAUGCAGAUUGACGAACAGUUGCGUCAGAUUACCCAGGGUCACCGACCAGCUGACAGAGAGAGAGGAGAGAGAGGAGAGAGAGGGGAGAGAGGAGAGAGAGGGGAAAGAGGAGGUGGAUAUAAUACAGAUGGUAGUGCUAAUGCCUCCUCGUCUUCUUUACACGUCACUCGUUCCUACAACGGACGAGGACGUGGACGCAGAGGCCACAGCUACAGCACCGGAUAUGGCACCAACUCAGAGCAGUCCAACGCCUCUGAGACAGACUCAGAGCGCAAAGAUGAGCUCAGUGACUGGUCCCUCGCAGGAGAGGACCACGACAGGGAGAGGGAGAGGGAGAGGGGACCUCGACCAUUAAGAGAUGGUCGCAGGAGGCCUGGACCGGGCAGAGGCCGUGGAGGGUCUGGAGGAAGGGGAAGAGGAGGACGAGGAGGAUACCACAACAGCUCUGCAGGUCCUCGGGAUCAUGAGGACAACCAUGCCUAUGGAGCCUCUGAGGUAAACACAGAGACAGACCAGACAGCUGAUACAGAUGCUAGUGAGUCCAACGUGCCUGCAAACCGCCGCAGAAGAUCUCGACGACGCAGGACAGACGAGGACGCCACACUGAUGGAUGGCAUGAGCGAGUCGGACAACGCCUCAAUGAGCGAAAAUGGAAUAGAUGACCCCGAAGCUAAACCUCAGCGUCGUAACCGUAGUCGACGUCGCCGCAUCCGCCUGCCUGAGGAAAGGCAGCCAGUGACCGUGGCUGACUACAUAUCCAGGGCUGAAUCUCAGAGCAGACAGAUGACCAAGGACGUCAAGAAAAGCAAGGACGUGGGUCAGGUGGAUGCCAUCGCCGAGCACAGCCCACCAUCUGCUCCAGCAACCACCAAUGGUUCCAAAAACAAUCUUGCCGAUGGUGAUGGCAGCAAUGCCCCUAGAGCUCCCAGGUCUUCCACUGAGAGGCCUGCCAAAGUCUCCUACCAGGGGGACUCUAACCUGCAACCUGUUGUUAACGGACUCUCUUAGUCAGACCUGAGCAAAGGAAAUGGUUUCAGAUAUUUUAAAUUCUCUGGCUGCACUUGAUUGAAUCUCCCUGUCUCUAGAGCAGGUUUAAAAUUGAAACAUUUAAAUACAACAAGCACUGUUCUUUUUUUACUUUUACAAAUAUUUGAAACCUGUUCCACUGCACAGGUUUUCAAGGUCUGAACCUUAACCUCCCCUUUACACACGUCUUCUGUCCAACUAUUCAUUUUACUACAGUUUUUGUACAAUAGUUCUUCCUGUAUGAGCUUGCCAAAGAUAGUCAAACACACACACACACACACACACUUACAGGCAUCUAUGUAACUGUGCUUUUCAGUCCACUCUUCAUUGAGAGCUCAGGGAGAGGUUGGACUGAAGGCACUAUUUAUAAAAUGCAGACAGGGAUUCCACUCAAACCCAUACUGUGGUGUGAAUGCAGCAGUUCUUUUUUUACCGGUAAAAAUGAUAUCAUAGCAGGGUUUAAAAAAAAAAAAUUAAAAAAAAGGUCUGCCAUUUACCAGGCGGGCUUAGAAAGAUGCUUCCACAACCUCUUUCAGGAUGUUUUGUGCACCUGAAACAGUUUGUAAAUUAAAUAUUCUGCAUGAGCAGUACCACAGUGCAGAUAGGUUUGUUGGAAACCCAAGUAUGUUUGACAUACAUGUGAUCAGCUGUUGUGCCUUGAGAGUAGAUUCAACAUGUUGUUGCCUGGCUCUGCACACCAUCUGAAAUCUUUUCACUUAUUUCUGUGUUACUGGUGACCAUCGUCUGCCACAAGUGAACCAGAUGAGUUGCCCCCUUGGUCUACAUGUAGGCAAGCGGAGGCAAACACUGAGAGACCCUGAAAGGAUUUCAGAGGCAUAUCUUUUCAAAAUCAGGUGUGUUUACUCUUAAUGUUUAUGGGGAAAAUGAGUCCAGUUAUCCUUUAUAUAUAUCUGUUGAGGAGUUUGACAUUAGCUGCUUUAUUUUUCAAUAUGCAACCACUUCAGUCAUAGAAGAAGUGUUAUUACAGCGUCUGGAAAAGAAACAAACAAUAGAUAAGUUGUUUUCUUUGCACUGAAACGUAAACUUUUUCUGUUUAAAAAGUUGAUUGUAGUCGAGUCUGGAAACUGGCCUGUUGCUGUUUAUUGCUGGACAGAGAUGUAGCCAUCAGUGCUGGUUUUCCUGGAAACAUCUCACUGCUGAACAUCCGGCAGUUGAUUUCAAAUUGUAGAGAUUAGAGGAUUUCAAAUUGAGAGAGAUACUGAGUACCAUUUCCUCCCAGAAAUUCCCUCUUACAUGCCCACUAUUUCAAAGUCCUGUUAAAGCAGUAAGAACCAGACUACCCCUGGUGUUGAGAUGUUUCUGGAAAACCAAGUCCAGGUGACAAUGAUGUCAUUUUCAUGGUUCUUCCACAGACUGGCUGGCUGGAAACUGGUCACGACUGUUCCACAAAAAGGAAGGAGAUUUAUUUGGUUUAUUUAUUUUGAAAAAUGUACAGUAUUUAAAAAAAACAAAACAAAACAAGAGAAGCCGUUCUUUUUCUUGACACUAAAACAUGCAUUAUGUAGGGUUUUCUUUUAGGACAUGACAAUUUGGACUACUGAGAGUUGUGACAUCCCAAGUGUUUUUGUUGGGUCAACUACAGUAUGUUUUUUUUGUGUUUUUUUUUAAAGGAUCGUUCUGGUUGGUUGAUGUGCAAUAUGUUUUGUAUGCAGGUAGUUCUUAAAUAAACAUGAUCUUCCAUGUAGAUCUAAAAUCUGA
Messenger RNA from Larimichthys crocea (large yellow croaker), 3924 nucleotides. RefSeq names its product FMR1 autosomal homolog 1 (gene fxr1). Gene Ontology annotation, molecular function: mRNA 3'-UTR binding; translation regulator activity. The record is from RefSeq and is a predicted model, not a curated record. Gene Ontology annotation, cellular component: neuron projection; nucleus; cytoplasmic stress granule. The transcript is spliced from 18 exons. NCBI's taxonomy places the organism in Eukaryota, Metazoa, Chordata, Actinopteri, Sciaenidae. The coding region runs from base 67 to 2187 and encodes 706 amino acids. Gene Ontology annotation, biological process: regulation of translation at presynapse, modulating synaptic transmission; regulation of mRNA stability; mRNA transport.